CUCUCGCGGCUUCACAGGCCUUUUCCCGUAAUGCUCCGCGCCUGGUCCCCGCGGUUGCCAGGCAACGCGCGGUCCACGGCCCUCGCUGCUUGGGGGUUCGCUGGGUGAUGGGGCCGCGAGGGCUCCCGCCGCUCUUUCUCGUGCUCUUGGGCUGCUCCUCCCCCGUGAGUGCCCAGGCCGGGGCUACCCCGGCGGUGACGACGGAGGUCCUCAGCUCCACCGGGACAGCCCCGGCGACUCUCGAAGCCUCCCGGUCUCUUGAGCCCCUCGGCACUCCCAGUACUCCGGAUACCUCCUCCCGCCCCAGGCCCACACCAGUCACGGACGUCGCUGUUCUGUGUGUCUGUGACCUGUCCCCGGCACAGUGUGACGUCAACUGCUGCUGUGAUCCCGAUUGCGGCUCCAUGGAUUUCAGUGUUUUCUCUGCCUGCUCAGUUCCGGUUGUCACGGAUGAUAGCCAGUUUUGCAGUCAAAAAGCAGCUGUCUAUUCUUUGAAUUUUACAGCAAAUCCACCUCAAAGGGUAUUUAAACUCAUAGAUCAGAUCAAUCCAUCUAUUUUCUGCAUUCAUGUUACAAACUAUAAACCUGCAUUAUCCUUUCUUAAUCCUGAAGUGCCUGAUGAAAACAAUUUUGAUAAAUUGAUGAAAAUAUCUGAUGGUUUUGCAUUGAAUGCAGAAUCAGACAUUUUUUCCACAAUCAAGUUGGAUGCUCCAAAUACUUCUGCUAAAUAUGAGUAUGGGGUUCAUCUGCAGACUUCAGAUUCAUUUCUGAGACUACCUUCUCCCCUGGUGUCAUCUCUAUGCACUGACAACAACCCUGCAGCGUUUCUGGUGAACCAAGCUGUUACGUGUACCAGAAGGAUAAAUUUGGAACAGUGUGAAGAAAUCGAAGCCCUUAGCAUGGCUUAUUACAGCAGCCCGAAAAUUUUGAGGGUGCCUCAUUCAAAAACAAAGGUUCCUAUCACUGUUCAGUCCAUCGUCAUUCAGUCUCUAAAUAAAACACUAACCCAACUGGAAGACACUGAUGUUCGUUUGCCGCGUGUUCUUGCUGAUUCUGGGAAUUCUAAAGUCUGCACUAAUGUCGUUCUAGAGGUCAAGUACAGCCUCACACAUACAGAUGGAGGUGAAGUAACAGAAGUGGGGCUCGCUCUCCUCCUGGGGACAGUUAGCAGUGCAGUGGUUCCAAUCCAGCAAAAGUUUGAAAUUCAUUUUAUUCAGCAAAACUCAAAGCCGGUUCCUCUCAGUGGAAACCCUGGUUAUGUUGUGGGGCUCCCGUUAGCUGCUGGCUUUCGGCCUCAGAAGGGGUCUGCAAUCAUUCAGACUAGAAAUAGAUACGGACAGCUUACGAUUCUUCGUAGCACAACUGAACAAGACUGCUUAGCAAUAGAGGGGAUCCGGACCCCGGUAUUAUUUGGGCACAAUAUGCAGUCAGGCUGUAAACUAAGCCUGCCCGCGGCUCUCCCGUGUCAGCUGGUGGCGCAGAGGGUGCAGAGCCUGCUGAGGGGCCAGGGCUUCCCAGACUACGUGGCCCCUUUUGGAAAUUCCCUGUCCCAGGAUGUGGUGGACUGGGUGCCUGUCCACCUCCUCACCCAGUCAUCCAGCCUGAAGGAUUCAUGCCAGGUCCCUGUGGCUUUGGUUAUAGAAGUGAAGUGGACUAAAUAUGGAUCUUUUGUGAACCCACAGGCUAAAAUAGUAAAUGUAACUGCAAAUCUCAUUUCAUCCUCAUUUCCUGAGAUCAACACGGUUAACCAAAGGACGAUUCUUAUUUCCACUGCGGUCACUUUUGUGGAUGUGUCUGCACCUGCAGAGGCAGGUUUCAGGGCUCAGCCAACCAUCAACGCCAAGCUGCCCUUUAAUUUCUUCUUCCCAUUUGUUUGAGGUGGCAAAGCUCAGUGGAACCACGUGAGCUGUGUGCUGCAGCGGGAUGCAGAGAAGGGCCUCCCGGGGAAGCUGCAGCCAGAGGAGAUGUUCAGAACUCUUGAAAAUAAAAAGGACUUUUCUAGAAUCAGCUGGUGGCUAAGGUAGCUUUUUUUUGUCUCUAGAAUGUUUGGUUUUGGAAAAGAGGCUCUGGUCCCUGAAUAUAUAUGUGAAACUUAAAAACUGUACAUUUGAUGAGAAUAAAUUUUAUAUACAACUA
This is a messenger RNA of Choloepus didactylus (southern two-toed sloth), 2136 nucleotides long. It is a transcript of the gene TCTN1, whose product is annotated as tectonic family member 1. Gene Ontology annotation, biological process: cilium assembly; protein localization to ciliary transition zone. NCBI's taxonomy places the organism in Eukaryota, Metazoa, Chordata, Mammalia, Pilosa, Megalonychidae. The transcript has 15 exons. Bases 108 to 1877 code for a protein of 589 amino acids. Gene Ontology annotation, cellular component: MKS complex. The record is from RefSeq and is a predicted model, not a curated record.